AUGGAGGACGAAAUUGCCGCCCUCGUCAUCGACAAUGGCUCUGGUAUGUGUAAAGCUGGAUUUGCCGGUGAUGAUGCUCCACGGGCAGUGUUCCCAUCGAUCGUUGGAAGACCACGCCAUCAAGGAGUGAUGGUCGGUAUGGGCCAAAAGGAUUCGUAUGUCGGCGAUGAGGCUCAGGCUAAACGAGGUAUCCUCACUCUUCGCUAUCCUAUUGAACACGGAAUCGUGACAAAUUGGGACGAUAUGGAGAAAAUCUGGCAUCACACGUUUUAUAAUGAGCUCAGAAUCGCUCCUGAAGAGCACCCAGUUCUCCUCACCGAGGCCCCACUAAACCCCAAGAGCAACAGAGAAAAGAUGACACAGAUCAUGUUCGAAACAUUCAACACCCCGGCGAUGUAUGUGAACAUCCAAGCUGUACUUUCUCUGUACGCUUCCGGUCGAACUACCGGAAUCGUGCUCGACACUGGAGAUGGUGUCACCCACACCGUGCCAAUCUAUGAGGGUUAUGCUCUGCCGCACGCAAUCCAACGCCUUGAUCUGGCUGGUCGUGACCUCACCGACUACAUGAUGAAGAUUCUCACCGAGCGUGGCUACACUUUCACCACAACGGCUGAACGAGAGAUCGUUCGUGAUAUCAAAGAGAAGCUGUGCUAUGUGGCGCUGGACUUUGAGCAGGAACUCGCCAAUGCUGCCAGUUCUUCGUCGUUGGAAAAGAGCUACGAACUCCCUGACGGCCAGGUAAUCACCAUCGGUAAUGAGCGAUUCCGCUGUCCCGAGGUGCUUUUCCAACCGGCUUUCAUCGGUAUGGAAUCCCUUGGAAUUCACGAGACCACCUAUCACUCGAUAAUGAAGUGCGAUGUCGAUAUCAGAAAGGAUCUCUAUGCCAACACUGUUCUAUCUGGUGGAACUUCAAUGUUCCCAGGAAUUGCCGACAGAAUGCAGAAGGAAAUCCAAAACUUGGCACCAAGCACGAUGAAGAUCAAGAUCAUUGCACCACCCGAGAGGAAGUAUUCCGUAUGGAUCGGAGGAUCCAUCCUUGCCUCCUCUGUCCACCUUCCAACAGAUGUGGAUCUCUAA
Molecule: messenger RNA, 1077 nt
Organism: Cooperia oncophora
Lineage: Eukaryota; Metazoa; Nematoda; Chromadorea; Rhabditida; Trichostrongylidae
Source: the annotation of a GenBank genome assembly